GGCAGCCAUAUUGGAUUUAUGUUUUUGAGCGGGAGAUUUUGUCAUUUCCUUUCCUCAAAAAAAUAUUUUGUUCUGUAAAUAUGUGCCUAAGAAUUUGGAAUUAGAAAUUGUUAGAAUUCUUCUAUAGGCAAACGAGCUUAGUUUACAGCUCUGGCUUACAGCGAGCUUACAGCAUUUAAUGGAAAGAUCUUCAGGUCUCUUUACUCAACAAGAUGGAAGUGAGCAGUCUGUGGAAACUGUGAUACUUCCCCCAGCAACUAAGAGAGGCAAGGGAACAUGUCCAGGACAGAACUGUGAAUUUAGCUAUGCCUGUCGCAAAAAACCUAGUACAUGUCCUAAGUGUGGUUAUUAUCUUGGAGGAAAUGCUACCGACACAGUCAAAGAGGACACUUCUAUUUCAUUUGCAACGAAGCUUAAAGUAGGAGCCUUGCCAGAGAAUUAUGAUCUGUAUUCUGUUAAGAUUUCCAGACGUGGACGAGAUUAUCGGUGCUUUGUUCAAGUCAGUACAAUAAAUGAUGAACAUAUAUGCUACUAUGAAAAAUGCCGGGUGCAGAGAAGUGCAGCAUUGAUUUCUAAUUCGAACUCAUUUCAGUGCGAGCACGUCAAAACUGCUAAAGAAUCUUCGAUAGAGGCUGAUGUACUACCUCUUUCACAAACUGCUCUUCCGUCUCUUCCUUUUCCAACUUCAAUGAAAGAAGAACUUAGGGAAUACAUUGAAAAAGCUUCAUUAAAGAAAACUCCUCCAAUUCAGCAAGUUUCCUUAAAUAAUUAUGUGCUGGUCUGCGCACGGACUCUUAGGAAUCCACUGGGUUUGCUUCACUUACGGGUUGAUGCGAAAAAGAAUAAGUUCAGCUGUGGACAAGAUGGUUCAAGAACUUCUACAAAACCAUAUCGAUCCAAAUGUGUACACUUUUGUUUAUAUGGCUGGGCUACCUUAAAUAUCCAGCAAUCAUCUAUAGUUUCACUGAUUCCAGGAGCACAGGUUGCCCAUAAUCAAUUACAAUAUAGUAACCAUGACAACGUCAGCAGUGAUAUCGUACAAACGGUAGCCACUCAUCCAAAUAAAGCUAUACAACGGAAUUCCACGGUUCAGUUGCUCAAGAAGGUUGUCAAAAUUCCUGAAGAUGCAACAGCGUUAUCGCCGAUAUUUAAACUUAUUGAAAGCAGAAAUGCUGCAACUACGACAUUGCUUGAUAUGAUGCGCAGUGGGAAACGCAUAGAGCUGCAUUUUAAUGAAGUUGCUUGGAAGACAUAUUUUGAACCAGAGGAACAGGAAUGCCUUCUAUGUUCAUCAACCUUGUCUGACACUUUGAAUGUACAAGGUUCUAAUGGAGAAGGGUGGCUUGUAACAAUGACUCAUAUCUUACCAAUGACUUGUAAGGUUAAGAAAUGCACCAAUGGGAAUUGUAUGGCUAUAUAUAGUUACCAUGAUGUCCAAUCAGGGUUGUUUAAUAUUGCCAACAAGAUUUUGGUCAGUUUAGACAUCCUGUUUCUCAUAAGAGAACAUGUAAAACAAGGAGUCCUGCCCUCACAUGCAGUAGAAGCUAUCAUGAGUAUGACUCUUGCUAAAUCUCCUGCUGCAGCACAGAAGAUCAAUGGAGAGAAGCGCAGGUACAUUGAGCAGCAUCUGUUUAAGGGAUACUGGGCCUAUGAGUGUCUGACUGUUCGUAACUACGACGACUGCAUCUGUGGGCUUUGUGGAGUGGCACCAAAACUUGAAGUUGGUGAAUCAAGCUAUCGUGAAACAAUGUCUCUUUCAGGAGUCAAGAUCGACUGGCCUCAAGUGCAGUUCCCAACAGACAUACCAGUCGACGUCCAUGCCUUUUGGAACGAACUGGAAAACAAGAGUCUUGAGCAAUCAGCAUUUGCAAGCGUCGACCUCAUCACUUCAUAUGAAGGCAUCAAGAUUGCAGCAUUCAUACCACCCUCUCAGUGCUCAGACACUGUAGUCAACACAGAGAGCCUCAAAACUUCAUCCAAGACGGCUAACAUAACUGGAUUCCAGGGCAACACUUCCAAGUUAGCAGGUUUGGUUCAAAGUGGUGUCUUGAUGCCUCAGAGUCUGUCGCAGUACUCACACAAUGACUUGUAUUCUCUGUGCCAGAGAUGUGAUAUACCAGUCAAUGAGACAGAUUCAAAGAUUGUGCUAGAGAAUCAUUUAGAGCUGGGCUACAGCUAUGUCAUGUCUGGCCGAAGCACGUGUCAUUCAUUUACUAGUGCUUCCAAUUAUUCUGGUGGCAAAGUUUACAAAAUGUGCCCUCACCAGGUGUUAACAGCUUCUAAAUAUACAGUACGGCCCGAGAGUGCACGAGACCACGUCGAUCUCCUCAAGUCCUGUAAGUACUGGCCUCCAGUCUACCUGACGGAUAUUGCGUGCAGUGUGGCCCAACAUGCUGAAUGCCGAUUCCCCGCCCUAACUAGACAUGUAUGGGGAAACAAACAAGGAUGUUUUGAAACUCCUUCGCUAUACGACGAUCCCCAGCCCACUUCUUGUCCCGAGCUUCAAAUGCCAGAGCUACAAAGCGCACCUACCAUACUACUUGACUCCGAAGAUCCUCUUAUCCACCCGACCACAGCAAGUAAAGAACGACGCAUCCUAACAGCCCGCUAUCAUGAGAAGGGAAACACGCAUCAGCUCAAGAGCUGCGAGUACCACAGCAUUGAGCUCUGUCCUGAACUAGUCCCCUACAAGAACUGUCUGGUCCAGUCACGCCAUGGGAACAGGGCCAAGGACGCGAAAAGAAAGACUAUAGCGAGCUUGAAUUUUCAUCAUUACUUUUUGUAUGGCAGACUGAUGGAUUAUUUUUCGAACUUAGCCAUCGCGAAGCAACAGCUUGAGUUGAUCUCCAAGCAAUGUCAUGAAGGACAAACCAUAGUCAGGGAUAAAUAUCAACGAUUUGUCAUUGUGUGUUCCAAGUGUUUUUAUGGGGGACACUUGGCUAAGGACUGUCCAUAUAACACUCAGUGAAGAAGGAAGGAAGGAAGGUUAUUUGUUAACUGUCAUUGUGUGUUGCAAGUGUUUUUAUGGGGGACACUUGACUAAGGACUGUCCUUAUAACACUCAGUGAAGAAGGAAGGAAGGAUGGUUAUCUGUUAACUGUCAUUGUUCCAAGUGUUUUUAUGGGGAACACUUGGCUAAGAACUGUCCAUAUAACACUCAGUGAAGAAGGAAGGAGUGUUAUUUCUUAACUGUAAUCAUUGAUUGUUAAUAACAUCCAUGGAUGAUUUUUAAAAAAAACAUACAAAAGCGUUUUUAUAGGGUUAAAAUACUAGCAUGUAAUGAAAAUGUAAUAUUUUUACGGCCACUUUUCGAAUGACAUAACUGAUUGAAACGACGAGGAAAUGUCGUAGUGUAGACUAUGACAUACCGCAUUAUAGCUGUAUGUACACAUUGUGAUUGGAUACGUUUAAACUGCUUAUAAGCCUUUACACAAUAUUUUCAGAAUUGAUUCUUUAAAUAGUGAAUAGU
Messenger RNA from Actinia tenebrosa (Australian red waratah sea anemone), 3469 nucleotides. RefSeq names its product HMG domain-containing protein 3. Lineage: Eukaryota; Metazoa; Cnidaria; Anthozoa; Actiniaria; Actiniidae. The record is from RefSeq and is a predicted model, not a curated record. Gene Ontology annotation, molecular function: zinc ion binding; nucleic acid binding.